This is a messenger RNA of Entrophospora candida, 846 nucleotides long. The record is from the annotation of a GenBank genome assembly. Lineage: Eukaryota; Fungi; Glomeromycota; Glomeromycetes; Entrophosporales; Entrophosporaceae.
AUGAUACUAAAAAACAAGAUUGUUUAUUGUUUUGUUGCCUGUCUUUUUGCAGUUAGUCAUAGUAAUGCCUUAGAUAUUGAUGUUCUUAUUACUUAUAUUAAUGGUCUUGAUACUAUAUCAUUAUUUACACCAUCUUUUGUUAAUGCAAGUAUUGGAGAUAAUAUAAUAUUUCAAAAAAACCCAUACUCUACCGGAAAUUUUCAAAUUAUCGAAGGUGAUGUGAAAGGGUCUUGUGUAAAAUCUACAAAAUCUGAUGCAUUUACUGCAGAAUUAUCAGAUGCCAAAACAACAGCUAAAUUACCACUAGCAAAGUCUGGUACAUUUUUUUUCUUUGAUGCAGAUAUCGAAAGGUGUAAAAAGGAUUCUAGUUCUUCUAUGUGUGAAAUUAGUACCGGAAAAGGUAAAAAGGUUAACAAGAACAUAGAGUUUGAAAAGGUUACAGUGUUUGACAAGAUUAAAAAUAUUAAAGAUAACUCGAUCGCUUUUAGAGUUAGAAAAUUUAAAGAAAAUCUCGCAGCACAUCGUAAACAAUUAGUAAUUGAUGUUUUACACCCCAACAAACCUCGUUUAUCAAAUCGUGAAAUUCAAAAUCAAAUUUGUAAAAUGUUUGGAGUCGACAAAGAUGUUGUCUUUGUAUUUGCUAUGAGAACUACAUAUGAUGGUAAUCGUUCUAAUGGGUUUGCAUUAAUAUAUGAAGAUGCUGAACUUGCUAAACAAUACGAGCCUCGACACAGGCUUAGAAAAAAAAAAUGCAAAAUGCGCUUAAAAUGCUCUUCUCACUAUCUUCAAUUGCAUCAAUUGACAAAAGUAGUUAUUUCAUGUGAAUUUUUAGAUGACAGCGAGUGA